Didymodactylos carnosus is the source of this 863-nucleotide messenger RNA. NCBI's taxonomy places the organism in Eukaryota, Metazoa, Rotifera, Eurotatoria, Philodinida, Philodinidae. The record is from the annotation of a GenBank genome assembly.
ACCUGUGCUUUUUUUCAGUGAAUUCUCCAUUCAAUUUACUACAAACCCAUCGAUAAAUGGCUUUUGUAGAAUGAAAAAAGACGGAGUUGUACGGAAAAUACAAAAAAAUUUGACAAUUCUCAAGCACAAAGUUCAUUUUUUUGCAUUUUCCUGCGAUCUCAUAACGCGAUAUAAAAAAACUAAGCCCAUCUUGAAGAGCGUAAAACUCAUUUUUUGUACCUGAAUUUUUUGUUGCAGAAAUAUUUUUUAUAGUGCAUCGGAAAGAGCACACUUUAGUCUAUUGCAAAACGUCUCUAUGACAUUUUGACACGGAGAUUUAAUGACAAGAACAGGACCAGAUAUCUUCAUUACUUGUGUUUGAAAAUUGUCAAAGUUUUCGCUUUUUAUAUUUCCCGUACAACUCCGUCUUUUUUCAUUCCACAAAAGCCGUUUAUCGGUGGGUUUGUAGUAAAUUGAAUGGAGAAUUCGUUGAAAAAAAACCACAGGUCGAACGGGUUUAAAGUGGCUAAGUUAUUUACAAAAUACUGAAGGUAUCAUUUAUUCUGGGCAGCCUUAUAACUUUUUUUAGGGAUGAUAAUGGUCAAAAUUCUUCAACAAUUGACCUCCCAGUUCAGAAAGAAAAUGGAACUGAUACCAAUAUGUCCGUUGACGAUUUACAGGUUCAUUUCAAUAAACUAAUCGAUAAAAAAAAAAGUCAUAAAUUCGAUUUAAAACUACAAGAAGAACGUCAUGAACAAGAAAUGUGUGAAUUGAGACGAAAUUAUGAAGAAUAUUUAUUAAGACAACGAGAAAAUUAUGAAAGUUUACUUGCUCGUGAACAACAAAAAUGCAAAGAACACGAACAAGAAAUCGAACGAUUCUAC